AUGAGCAGCAUCGUGGAUAGCCGUCUCUCCAUGGAGUUGGAGGAAAAGGAAUAUGAAUUAUGUGGACACCCUGUAAAGAUCACGAUGUUUAAAGGGGCUUCUUUAGGCGUCUCUGCUUUUGUCUGGGGACCUGGGCUUGUCCUUUGUCGGUAUUUCGAGGCUGAGAAGAUUGAUUUUACUGGGAAGAAGGUGAUUGAACUAGGAUCUGGCACUGGAAUUGUGGGGAUUUUAGCGGUGCUGCUGGGCGGAGAUGUCACCAUGACGGACAGGUCGUUCGUUUUGAAGCAAAUUGAAUACAACAUAAUUGCUAACGUUCCACCCAGCUCCAGGCACCGUACAAAAACCCGUCCCCUUGAAUGGGGUAGCGAUCAGGAUAAAUUUCCAACCGACUUUGAUAUCGUUCUGGGAUCGGACAUUGUUUACAGCCCAUCGCAAUUUUCAAAUCUUUUACAGACACUGCUGCAUUUCUGCAACGACAAUACUAUCAUGUACCUGUGCUCUGAUGUGAAGUACAGAGAGGGAUCUGCCAAAUUCCACGAUGAGCUCGUGCCAGAGAAGUUUAGCAGCGAGCUCAUCCAUACAAGCGGGAGCAGCUGUGUUUUCAAAGUGACCAAAAAAGUUCCAGGCGACGAAUACUAG
Molecule: messenger RNA, 639 nt
Organism: Carcharodon carcharias (great white shark)
Lineage: Eukaryota; Metazoa; Chordata; Chondrichthyes; Lamniformes; Lamnidae
Product: EEF1A lysine methyltransferase 3-like
Exons: 3
Coding region: 1-639 (212 amino acids)
Biological process (GO): peptidyl-lysine methylation
Cellular component (GO): cytosol; cytoplasm
Molecular function (GO): protein-lysine N-methyltransferase activity
Source: RefSeq, a predicted model, not a curated record